Molecule: messenger RNA, 4456 nt
Organism: Salvelinus sp. IW2-2015
Lineage: Eukaryota; Metazoa; Chordata; Actinopteri; Salmoniformes; Salmonidae
Source: RefSeq, a predicted model, not a curated record
UACGACCCGAUUCCUAUUGUUGCACUUGACUUUUUGCACAGUUGUAAAUAUUAGCUCGUAGCUAAAGAUUUGCAGAAAGUUGUGUUGUUUCCUAUAGCUAUAACAGUAGGCUACUAGCUGUAAAAUAUUGAACCCAAGCUAAUUGGUAAUGGAGGGCUGUUUGGGAGUUAACCGUUGGUUUCUUGCAAACUCUGACAUGAUUUUCAAUGACACGUUGAGUACAUAUAUAGAGUCGAAGAUAUUUGGUGAUCGAGGUCGACAUCGUUCUCCCUCACCUCAUGGACGUGACCGCGUGUGUGCAUGUAAUCCACCCCUAUGCAGUGAACAAGCUACCCCAUAGCUACCCCAGUGGAAAAAAUCCUGCCACCACCACUGCUGAUCCUGUUGAUGUCCCAUUCAGACAGCUCACUUUGACUCCACUUGUCCACAUUGACUGUCCCCGACCUGUUACAAUGGAACACUAAGAACUCAUCGUAAAGAACCCUGAACUCAUCGGAAAGAACCCUGAACUCAUCGGAAAGAACCGACAUCACACAUCUCCAUGUAACUGUGUUACGACUGGAAAGGUGAUAGUAACUGGAACUGAUACUAUCUCGCACUACGUCAUGUGUCUGGCCAGACUUGCAUAGGCCUUCUCAAAUGUACAUCUCUAGCAUUACUAUCUUUUCAUCUGGUGUGAUUAAUGUUAGUCUCUAAUAGAAUGUACAAUGUUGCUAGCCUACCGUGGAUCAAUGGAAAGCAUUGAUGUGUUCUCAAGCUUUGAGGAUGACUUGAAGCAUGCUGACCUGCUUCUGAUAGUAUAUCUUAUCUGCAUAACAAAAUAAUAUCAGAGGAAGAGACAUGGCUGUAGUUUUGAAACAGUUAAAUGUCAGAUGAUUUACAAAUUAGUGCCUCUGGCAUCAUGAUCCCCCUACCUGUUUUCUUCUCACUUGAUUUGGAGCCUGUCUCGCUGUGUUGUUGUGUCUGGCUACUUCUGACCUGGGCUGUAGCAGUGCUUUACCAAUGCAUUGCACAAAAUCCAGGGGCGUUCCAGAGCUUUUUUCUGGUGCCAGUGGAGUGGUUUGUUUGAGUUUCCACAAACUGGACAUUUUUAUCUGUCAAACAUUGAAUGUGAGAAAAAUUACAAAUGUGUCUUUAUAGUGGGUAGGCUACAUGAUUAUACAGAAUGAACAAACUUAGUCUUUUUAUUGUCUCAAAUCUUAAUAAUAUGAUCAUUAUUGCUGCAUUCUUGUGAAUUCUUUGUCUAAUUACCAUAGCGACACCUAUUCAUUUAAAGUUCCUUGGUAUUGCUAUGGUAAUUGGACAAAGUAAAGAAUUUGGAAUUCACAAUGUAGAAAUACUGAUUCUAUUCUUAGCAUUUCAAGACAUUAGACUCAAAAUAGAAUACAACAAAUCUAAAUGAUUGGACUUAUAGGAAAGACAUAAAAUAAAGAUAAAGUUAGAAUAAUUUUUUAACAUUUAUUUAAUAAAUAAAUGUUAACUGUUUGUUUAUUUAAAUCCAUUACUCAAGAACUGUUCCAAGUUUUACACAAUGACAACUGCCAUUGAAAAUCUUCUUGAAAAUGAAAGUUUGUAUGUCCUUGUUUGAAAUGCUACAGUAAGAUUUCAAGCAUGUACUGUACACAUUCGGUGAAGUGGUUUCACAUCCUGGCUAUAAUAAAGUUGGGGGUUUUGACUCUUGUAACCACACAGGAAGAAUAAUUUGAUCUUGCCCAUAUUUGUGCUUCAACACGUGGUUAUGAGAAUGACCAAUUCUGCUUCUGCCUGUAUAUAUUACAUACCAUGGUUGUGUGCGACUACAGCAGACCAUAUCCUCAUAUAGAAGUCAGGGGAAGUUAUAACUAGUUUGUCAUUCAGGUCUUGUCCAACUGAUGGACUGCAAGCACGAGCUUAAGUGAAUGUUAAUAGCCUGCAUACCCCAUACAUCCCAUCCUAAAAUGAACAGCACAGUGUCUCCGUCCGUGUUGCCUCUGGACAACAGAAGUCUCUCUGAGUCCUGUACAGUGGAACCCCAACAUGUGUCCAUCACUGUUUUCCUCCUCCUGGUUGUCCUGGUUGGUUUCUUCCUCAACAGUUUCAGUCUGUGGGUCUUCUGCUGCCGUAUACCGCAGUGGAGCUCUGGUACUGUCCUGCAGUUUCAUUUGGCUGUCAGUGACACUGUUAUCACACCAGUUGCACCAUUAAUGGCAACAUACUUUGUUAUGGGUAGCCACUGGCCGUUUGGAGCUUUUCUGUGCAAGCUGAAGAUUGCCUUGCUGAGCAUUCACUUCUAUGGCAGUAUCAUGUUCCUAACACUCAUCAGCAUUCAUCGAUACGUGGCAGUUGUCCAGUUUAAAAGGGGCUCCUGUAUGAAACGAAAGGCGUUUGUUCAGAAUCUGUGUGCUGGAGUCUGGCUGGUUUUGCUGGCUAAGGGGAUUGCCUGUUUCUUCUCAUUAAACACAAGCCCAAUGGGAAACCGCACACAAUGUCUCAGCAUUCAUCAGGAAAAAUACAUUGACGUCUACUUCGCCAUCAACUUCGUUAUGCUCAUCCCUGGGUUCCUGCUGCCUCUCUCAGUAGCAGUGACCUGCUAUGUUCAGCUAGCAAGAUCAAUGUCUCGCAUGAAUAUCAACAUGUCCAAGGGCCGUGAUAUAAAGGCCAAGUCACGUAAAAUGKUGGCCAUGUGUCUGGUGAUAUUUGCACUGUGCUUCACGCCUCUGAACGUGAUACGAACUGUGGCUGUCAUAUUAAAAAAGUACUUUCCAGAACAAUGCAGUCUUCUCCUGCAGGUGGAGACUGCAUACUAUGUCUCCUGGAUUUUGGCUGGAGCAAACUGCUGCCUGGACCCAUUGCUUUAUUGUUUUGGAUCACACAACUUUGUCAAGGCUAUUCAUAGGUCUCUCAGAAAAUUUGAUGUCAAGUUUAAAAAAGACCCGGCCACAAAUGACCAGAUCAUCUAUGAUACUGCUAUUGAUUCUCCCUCCAUUGUCUUAGAAGACAUCCACACCCAGCAUUCGAACACGUCUUGAAUAAGGAACCUCAUAGUAGUAUAAUCACAUUGGCUUAUUGUUUAUUGUGUUUGCUCAGUGUCUUUUUCUUUUUUACAUAAAUAGUAUCUAUAACAUUGACAUGGGACCUGUGAAGAAAGAAUGUACAGGUAAGUGCCAAAAUAAAGGAAACACUUGAGUAAACGAGGGAUACAAAGUAUAUUGAAAGCAGGUGCUUCCACACAGAUGUGGUUGCUGAGUUAAUUAGGCAAUUAACAUCUCAUCAUGCUUAGGGUCAUGUAUAGAAAUGCCCAUUUGCCUAUUAUUUUGGCUACAAUGGCUAGUCAGUCAGUCACCAGAUCUCAACCCAAUUGAACACUUAUGGGAGAUUCUGGAGCAGAACCUGAGACAGACUUUUCCACCACCAUCAAACAAACACCAAAUUAUGGAAUUUCUCGUUGAAGAAUAGUGUCGCAUCCUUUCAAUAGAGUUCCAGACACUUGUAGACUAUAUGACAAGGCACAUUGAAGCUAUUCUGUUGGCCCGUGGUGUCCCAACRCCCUAUUAAGACACUUUAUGUUCGUGUUUCCUUUAUUUUGAAAGUUACCUGAGAGUGAUCAUAAAUGUAUUAUUUUAUUGAUGUGUUAUAAUAAAAUUAGAUACUGUCAUAUGGCAUACUGUAAUUGUAAAGCAAAACAUGCUCUGUUUUAAACUCAUUCAAUUGUAUAUUGUAUGCAUUUUAAAAGGAAGAUCUUUUCCACAGUCUUCAUUUGUAAUAAGUCAAUUUUAGUCAGUUAUACUGUAUGGUUUUGUUUAAAGUACUUUUUUUGUGGCUUGAUGAUUGCGUUGCUGAUGAAGAAAAAAUCUUGUCAUUACUUUCCCCGCAUCAUGCAGGAAGUCACUAGAGGUGUUGUGAGAAGAGGCGCUCACACUGUCCCAUUCUGAGAGCAGCAAGUGUGACUGAUGUAAUGCUUUACAAGGCUUGGUAAGGUCUCUCUUCUCAUGGGUUUAUAAUAGCAGGUUGUCUCUGACAAAGGCAGAUGGUAGAGAGAUACACAUAUUUACUUACUAUUAACAAUAUACAGUUAUAAAUUGAGAAUUGCAGUCUUGAUCUUAAUAUCAUGGUUCAUAAAUGUUUAGUUUUAUUCUACCUUUACUCACAUUUCAGAUGUUUUUGUUUAAAUCCAGAUCUGUACCUGAGUUUGUGAACUGGAUAUUCUUAGACAAUCUUACCAUUGUGAGAUAUAAUUGUUGAGAGGCAGUGCAAGACAAUGUGGCAACACAGGAAAAGUUAAAUGCAAUAGCAUCCUUUGACAUCACUCUAUGAAGUGUUGCAAGAUACAAUAAAAUGGUUUAAAUGCAUGAAAAUGAGAAACAACAUUUUGAUAUAUUUUUGGGGGUAAUAAUUUCCCCAUCCUAAAUAUUACUUUUCAUAAAUUUGUCCUUCAAAGGUGUUUUAAGAAUGUCUACUUCCACUACAUCAAUUUCUU